AUGGCACCAGAUCUGCACUCACUCCCCGCUGGGUCUCGCCCAACGGAGGCAGUACGCCACAAUGGUCCAAACGAGCUGGUACUCGAGCGUUAUAAGUUGCGAGAACUUGCAGAGGGUUGGCCUAUGUACCGAGACGCUUGCGAAUGGGAAAAUCUGACCAAUAUAUUCCAUCCCGAUGCUCAUAUAUACACUACAUGGACUGGCCGAACCCAUCAUCUCGACUUCAUCAACGCCUCAAAGAAAGGCAUGGAUGCUGGUGCAUUCAUCAUGCACCGGUGUCACGGUAGCAGCACAGACAUCAACACGACCGCAACUCGAGCGGUGACGAAAAUGAAGGCGACGAUAACCCAACGUUUCGACCUCGACGGCGCUGAGGCCGAUGCAGAGAGUGACUGCCGAUUUUGCUUCUUCUGGACCAAGGUUGGCAAUGAUUGGAAAGCAAUGUUCGUGAGGCAUUGGUACGAAAAGGACAAAUUGAUUCCAGUGAACCCCUCGAAAGUGCCGGAGCUGGACGAGGAGAAGCUAGCGACGUAUCCCUCUGGAUAUCGGUAUUUGGCCUACUGUCAGGAAAAGACCAUGGGUGUGAAGGUUCUGCUUGAUAUGCCAGGCCAUAACAGAGAGUCUGGCGUGCCUGGUGGGAGCCAAGCUGCGGCGAAGAAGCACGAUGAAUUAUACUGGGCUUGUAAGAGGUGGUUGGAAGGUGAGAACUUCGACAUGUGA
This is a messenger RNA of Cyphellophora attinorum, 720 nucleotides long. Its product is annotated as PEP2-like protein. The transcript has a single exon. The coding region runs from base 1 to 720 and encodes 239 amino acids. The record is from RefSeq and is a predicted model, not a curated record. Lineage: Eukaryota; Fungi; Ascomycota; Eurotiomycetes; Chaetothyriales; Cyphellophoraceae.